AUUGACACUUGUGCUAAUUUCUUAUUUUUAAGUAUUAAACGCACAACAAUGUGCACUAUUAAUUGUAAUGUAUUAUUUGUAAUAAAAUUCUGCUAGCAUACGUAUUUAUUAUAAAUUAUUUUAUUUAGAAAUAAGAAAUGUUAAAGUGAUAAUUAAUAUAAUCUAAUAAAAUUGAUAGUCUAAAAUGCUUCUUGUACGUCUUUUCGGCAUUGAAUUUUCAGCGGGUUUUUGCUUUGACAUUUUAUUACGAAUCAUUUUGGCAUUGUUAUUUCUAGUACUGGAACAAGCAGAGCCAUUUAAUAGAAAAAUACACGAAAAUGAAUUAUGGUUAUAUAAAAAUCCACAAACAGAUUCCUACGUUCCAACUACAGUAUUAUGGCCUCUUGUAUUCUUGAUGCCAGUUGUUGUGAUAUUAUUUUCAUUUAUAAUUAACAAAGACAGAAAUGAUUUUUCUCAAGCUCUGUUAUGCGUGACAUUAGCUUUGGGAUUUAAUGGUUUAAUAACAGACAUUAUAAAGCUCAUAGUUGGACGACCAAGGCCAGAUUUCUUUUGGCGAUGUUUUCCAGAUGGGCAAAUGAAUCCUGAAUUUAAAUGCUCAGGAAAUCCAAUUACUAUUAGAGACGGAAGAAAAUCAUUUCCAAGCGGACAUUCCUCGUUUGCGUUCGCAAGCUUUGGUUUUGUGGCAUUAUACUUAGCAGGAAAGCUUCACACAUUUAGUUUAUUAGGCAAAGGUCAAUCUUGGAAACUUUGCUCUUUUAUUCUUCCCAUUUGUAUUGCUCUUGCUAUUGCGUUAAGUCGUACUUGUGAUUAUCAUCAUCAUUGGCAAGAUAUUGUGGUUGGCGGAAUUAUAGGAUCUUGCUUAACAUACCUAUGUUAUAGACAUUAUUAUCCACCAUUAGAUUCUCAAAUAUGCCAUAAACCUUAUAAAGCUUUAAUUAUGCAAUUGCAAUUGGAGAAUAUGAAAACUAACAAAACUGAACAAAUCAAGUGGAUAUAAUGUAAAGAUUUUAAUAUUGAAUGUUACCAUUUAAUGAAAAAUAACGAUGUAUUGAGUAAAAUAUUUUAACCCCGUGACUUAUUCACGACCAUUUUAAACAAAAUAACCCAUAAAAAUACAUCCGACAUACAAUUUA
This is a messenger RNA of Polistes dominula (European paper wasp), 1133 nucleotides long. Its product is annotated as phospholipid phosphatase 5. Gene Ontology annotation, cellular component: membrane. The record is from RefSeq and is a predicted model, not a curated record. NCBI's taxonomy places the organism in Eukaryota, Metazoa, Arthropoda, Insecta, Hymenoptera, Vespidae. Gene Ontology annotation, molecular function: phosphatidate phosphatase activity. Gene Ontology annotation, biological process: phospholipid metabolic process; phospholipid dephosphorylation.